UUUCUCUGUACCUCUACAAGAGUUUUAGAGCAGGUUGGGAGAAGGAUUAAGUUGAUCUGACCAUUAUGAGUCUUUUGAGGAAAAACGGGUACUAAUUUCAAGUCUGCGAUUUCUUUUUUUUCUUUACCUUUUUAUUAUUUUUGACGGUCUAUUUUAUUCAUUUUAAUGGAAUUAGAAAAUUUAUUUUCCCACGCGGACUCGAACCCACGACCUAGAAUUUCCCGCUGGGAGGGUCAUUAGGCCUGUAUCAAUUUUAAUAUAAAAAAAUAUUUUCAGGUCUAAUGGUGAUUACAGGCUCUGAAAGUCCAAUAGUCGUCGUCUUAUCAGGUUCAAUGGAGCCAGCAUUUUUCCGAGGCGAUUUGUUAAUGCUUACAAAUGAUGUUGAUGAUCCAAUUCGUGCUGGGGAUAUUACAGUCUUUAAAAUUGAAGGAAGAGACAUUCCAAUUGUUCAUCGAGUUAUUAAAGUACACGAAAAGGAUAAAGACGACACUAAAUUUUUGACAAAAGGAGACAAUAAUAUGGUGGAUGAUCGCGGUCUAUAUGCUUCUGGUCAAUAUUGGUUACAACGCAAAGACGUUGUUGGACGUGCUAAAGGAUUUGUACCUUAUGUUGGAAUGGUCACAAUAAUUAUGAAUGAUUAUCCAAAAUUGAAAUAUUCUGUUUUGGUGUUGUUAGGACUUUUUGUGCUUUUACAUCGUGAAUAG
This is a messenger RNA of Meloidogyne enterolobii, 704 nucleotides long. The record is from the annotation of a GenBank genome assembly. NCBI's taxonomy places the organism in Eukaryota, Metazoa, Nematoda, Chromadorea, Rhabditida, Meloidogynidae.